GCUGUCGAAAGUCUAAACCAAUGAUAUUUUUAAUCCUUUUUGACUUUUAGCCACCACACAGAACCUUCAUCAAAGCUCACUGUCACUGCACUUUCCACACAGAGACACAAAACCCCCAAAUUCUCGUAAUUAGGGUUCCUAAUCUCCAUGGAAAUCCACGCGUAAGGAACCAAUAAAAACAUGGAAGACACAACUGCCAAGACAAUCGAGUUUCUUCGGGCACGAUUGCUGGCUGAAAGAACUGUCUCAAGUACAGCAAGGAAACGAGCGUAUGAGCUGGAAAAACGGGUAACUGAGUUGGAAAGGCAACUGCAACUUGUGUCCCUGCAAAGAAAGAAGGCAGAGAAAGCAGCAGCAGGUGUUCUUGCUAUUUUAGAAAAUCAUGGCAAAAACGAUAUUACGGAACCGAUUGAUUCAAGCUCUGAUGAAGAAAUAUCGAGUGAUUUCAUGGACGAUAAACAUGUGGAAAAUACAGAAGGAUAUUCAGGUUCUGAGGUUGAAUCUUCUUCGGUAAAUGGUAAAAGUUUAUCUUGGAAAAACAGUAAAAAUACAUCUUCUCGUUUUCCUGAUAAGAAGAAGUACAUGGAUGCUUCUAGAAGAAGGCGUAAUAGUUUCACAUCAACCGGUUCUUCACCGAGACGUGUUGGUAAAUCUUGUCGCCAGAUAAGACACAAAGAACACCGGUCAGGAGCUGAUGUAUCACAAAACGAUGAUGCUACAAAUGGUCAUCAUGAAAACGAAGGUCAAACAAGUUCAGAAGGUAUUCAAAAUUCUGCUGAUCUGGCAACCGAGACUUCACUAGAAGAAACCAAUAUGUGUAAUGGGCAUGCUGUACAAAAUGACGGAACUGAAACGGAUAUGGAAAGAGCACUCGAACAUCAAGCUCUAUUCAUAGCUCAAUACGAAGAAGAGGAAAAGGCGCAGCGAGAAUGGGAAGAUAAAUACAGAGAGAAUAAUGGGUCAACACAGGAAAAUUCAUGCGACCAUGGGACCCACUCAGACGUAACAGAAGAAACAGCAGAAACCAAAGCUCCAUCUCCACCGCCACGUAGCGCGACUGAACAACUUACAUCCGGAGGUCAAUCAGUUGACCAUUGUGUAGGAGAUCCCAACUUAAGUGAAAACCCCAAAACCGACCCUGAACCCUUACCGGAUCACAACACAAAAAAUGAGCCGUUAGAUAGUCAAAGUCAACCUCCACCUUUGCAAGUCACCCCCACAAAUCUCAGCCAAUCACAGGCAUCAUACGAACAACCCGACGUUGAAACUGAAAAAAAUCCGGAUAAAUUAGGUUCUGUUCUCGAGGCACUUCAACAGGCAAAACUAUCACUAAAACAGAACCUUGAUAAAUUUCCGUUAAUAGAAAUCGGGUCUUCUGUUCCUACUUAUAGAGGCGGGGAAAAGUUUCCGGUUCCGUUUAGCUCGGCUGGGCUUUUCAGAGUUCCAUCUGAUUAUGAAUAUGAAGUUUCACCGAUCCGAGCUAACUCCUUAACGUAUGAUCCUAGAUUAAGUUUGACUAGUUACCCUACCAACGACAUUUCUAGCCCGUAUAGAGAAUCUUUUUCUAGAUCAACUUCUUCUUUGGAAGACCGGUUUCGCAUGGUCCCCACCUUCCCCUACAAAGAAACCAUGACUGAAAUUUCUAGACUACCCUCGUCUAUGUUUAAUCCGAGAUCAGAUAUCCAUCCGUCUGCUCGUGACCCAAGAUUGGAUACGGGUAUGGGCUCACCCGCCCUUGACCCACGAUUGGGUAUGGGCCCGAGUGCCCUUGAUCCGCGAUUGGGUAUGGGCCCGGGUGCCCUUGACCCACGAUUGGGUAUGGGCCCGGGUGCCCUUGACCCACGAUUGGGUAUGGGCCCGGGUGCCCUUGACUCACGAUUGGGUAUGGGCCCAAGUGCCCUUGACCCACGAUUGAGUGUGGGCCCGUCUACAUUUGAACCAAGAUUGGGUGUGGGUCAUACUACCAUCGAUCCACGAAUGGGUGUGGGCCAGUCUGCUUUUGACCCGAGAUUGGACACAGGUCCACCAUUUACGGGUGAUGGACGGCUCAACUCGAGUGCAAGACUCCCGUUGUCUAGUAGAUAUGGAACUCUUCCGGGUGGUGACAUACCACUUCAAACCCGCUCGUACGAUGAUUAUACGAGACCGACCAAAUACGUAUAAGUAAAAAUGCAUAAAUUAGAGGUUGUAUAGUUCUUUUUUAUACAUUUGGUAAGCUAAAAGGUGGUGUUGGCGGUGGCGGGUUUUUUUGUAAGGGUGUUAGCAAACCAAUUUACUGUAUACUUAUAUGAUCGUAAAGAGACGCAAGGUUGGUGAUGUGUCGGUGUCCUGUGGUAGGUUUCUUGGGUUUUGUGUUUGUUGAUUUGACGGUUCAGUUAUCAUAUGAUAGUUUGACUUCAACAAAUUGAAAUUAGUGUGUGAAUUAUGCGGAUAA
Messenger RNA from Helianthus annuus (common sunflower), 2434 nucleotides. RefSeq lists its product as uncharacterized. Lineage: Eukaryota; Viridiplantae; Streptophyta; Magnoliopsida; Asterales; Asteraceae. The transcript has 5 exons. The coding region runs from base 181 to 2163 and encodes 660 amino acids. The record is from RefSeq and is a predicted model, not a curated record.